AUGAGCAAUCUGGUGAUGGGUGUUAACUCAGUCCUGGUGGGUCCGAACAGUGUGUUGGUGGACAAUUCCAAGUGGUUUUCUCCUGGUGUAGUCACUCCCAACAGGAUUACCUCAUCCAGGUGCUCAGGACUGGCAUGCAGGGUGGUGGUCCUGGAGAAUGCUCAAUUCAACCUGAUAUUUAGAAUUUUCAUGAUUACUCAACUUAUCCACCUCAAUGAGGCACUGGAGUGUGAGGAAAGAAAGUACAAGAUGGAUGGGCAGUGCUGCUCCCCUUGCCAUGCAGGUUUCAGGCUUAAUAAGUCAUGCGAUAUAAGGCGACCAACCAUGUGUGUGGUUUGCAAUCCUGGGACCUACACAGCACAGCAGAAUGUCAUGAAGGAGUGUCUCCAGUGUAAAGUCUGUGACCCUGAAUUUGGAUUAGUGACCAAAAAGGAAUGUUCAUCUACAUCCAACACUGUGUGUAGCUGUUCUCCAGGCUAUUUCUGUGCUGACAUGAAAGAUGAUAACUGUGAUAUGUGUGUGGCUCACCGAAUUUGCAGUCCUGGGCAAUUUGUAAAGUCUAGAGGCACAGAGAGAAACAACACUAUCUGUGAAAAGUGCCCAGCAGGGACAUUUUCCCCCAAUGGGACCCUUCUCCAGUGUCUAUCAUGGACCAAUUGUACAACACAGGGUUUAUUUGAAGAAAAGCUAGGCACGGAUACCAAAGAUGCAGUGUGCUCACCCCAAAGUAACCCUCAACACAUAGAAUAUAUCUUCAUUGUCAUCAUUUCCAUCAUUAUUUCUGGGAUGCUGUAUUGUAUAAAGAAAAAGAAGCUACCAGUGACAGUGACAGUGACAGUGACAGUGACAGUGACAGUGACAGCGAAAGAAGGAGCGGCCUGUUUUGGAGAGAGUGCCAAGAUAUGUGGUGUAUUUGGGAAAAGUAUAAAUGUAUGUGAGGACUGA
Dromiciops gliroides (monito del monte) is the source of this 945-nucleotide messenger RNA. Its product is annotated as tumor necrosis factor receptor superfamily member 14-like. Gene Ontology annotation, biological process: defense response to Gram-positive bacterium; positive regulation of T cell migration; positive regulation of peptidyl-tyrosine phosphorylation. The transcript has 7 exons. Gene Ontology annotation, molecular function: transmembrane signaling receptor activity; protein binding. Lineage: Eukaryota; Metazoa; Chordata; Mammalia; Microbiotheria; Microbiotheriidae. The record is from RefSeq and is a predicted model, not a curated record. Bases 1 to 945 code for a protein of 314 amino acids. Gene Ontology annotation, cellular component: external side of plasma membrane; membrane.